CGCGUGUCACAAAAAUUUUGUUCGGAAAUGUAAAUUUAGUUGAAUAUUCGCUUUCUUUCACGGCCUCGUCAAGCCGUUUAUAAACAAAUUUAAAGUAUCCUUGUUUGAUUUUGUCGACAAAGUACUUCCCUGCCUCGAAAUGGAUGACGUUGCUAGAUUGUUUGGCUUAAGUUUUUGCAUGUUUGUGGGAUGUUAUGUAGCGGGUGCAAUACCUCUCGCCUUCACCAUGUCUGAGAAGCGAUUACGGAUGGUCAGUAUACUCGGAGCUGGUCUUUUGGUAGGAACGGCACUUGCUGUCAUCAUUCCUGAAGGAGUUCAUGCUUUAUAUGAACCACAACAGCAUGGACAUGUUUCCCACAGUCAUGGUUCCCAUCUUCACUCAGAGACUGCUGCUGAUGAUACAUCACAGCCUCACAUAGACAAAGCUCAUUCACAUGUUGAUGUGUUAAAGCAUCAAAUCUCGCAAGUUGAACCUGAUGUAUUUAUUGGCCUGUCUUUGUGCUGUGGCUUUGUGUUUAUGCUUCUGAUUGAUCAUAUAAGUGGUGGUCAUUCGCAUGCACCCUCUGGACCAGAUCCAGAGGGUAAUGGCCGUCAAAGGCAUAGCAAAAUCACAGCGACAGUUGGUCUUGUUGUUCAUGCUGCAGCUGAUGGUGUAGCCCUCGGAGCAGCUGUGUCUACUUCAAAAACAGAAGUUGAAGUGAUUGUAUUUGUAGCUAUUAUGUUGCACAAGGCACCGGCUGCUUUUGGUUUAACAACUUUUCUUCUUCAUGAAGGACUUGUUAGAAAUAGAAUACGAAGGCAUCUUAUAGUGUUUGCGGCAGCAGCACCAACAAUGGCCUUGGUCACUUACUUUGGUCUUAGUCAGAGCAGUAAGGAAGUACUAUCAAGUGUAAACGGCACUGGAAUAGCCAUGUUGUUUUCAGCAGGAACAUUCCUUUAUGUGGCAACAGUGCACGUACUACCAGAGCUUAUGAGUAUGAAUGCACAAGGAGAGAAUGGUUCAGACCAAGGACGAUCUGACAAGAUGCAAAGAACUGAUUUAUUUCUCAUGGUGUUUGGAAUUGUAUCUCCUCUUCUACUUUCUCAAACACACAGCCAUCAUUAAAGUUCUAACUCUUUCCCUCUAAAAAGGAUGGCUCUAUUUUUCAUUUUUGAAUCCCUGGAUGAAAUCCUAGAGUGUGGCAAUUUGAAUGGCAGCUACUGAGCAACACUGUCAUGGCGGUGCUGUUCAUGCGUGUUUUAUAAUUUUUCCUCGUGGAAAAUUAGAAAAUUAGAAAAUUAAUUAAAUUGCUUUUUGGCAUUUCUAGGAGGUAUAUGGCAUGACUGUAUUUAUUGAAUGAAGCUGAACAUUGUAAGUGUCAAAGUUACAUGUAUUAAUCAAAAUUCAGCUUUACUGUCUGCGACACAUCUCUCUAGAAAGGUGGGAAAUAUUGGUCGCAAGAGAAAAAGGAGAGAUAUAGACAGAGGAAAGUUCCAGUGUGUAGUUUUGAAAAGUGUCUAUACCCGCCACAGAGGGCAAUUGGAAAGUCCAAUGGGAGGGUUCUGGGGUG
Messenger RNA from Orbicella faveolata, 1550 nucleotides. RefSeq names its product zinc transporter ZIP9-like. The record is from RefSeq and is a predicted model, not a curated record. Gene Ontology annotation, cellular component: membrane. Gene Ontology annotation, molecular function: metal ion transmembrane transporter activity. Gene Ontology annotation, biological process: zinc ion transport; transmembrane transport. Lineage: Eukaryota; Metazoa; Cnidaria; Anthozoa; Scleractinia; Merulinidae.